AUGUCGUCCAACACCAACGAUUCACAGUUUCUCGUGGACAAAGUUGAGUAUUCACCCAAAGCUUUUUAUGACAGCUUCAGUAAUCACUUGCCCAGGUUAGUGCAGGUUACGCGAGGUUAUUAUGGCGAGGAGCAAGUGGAAACUUAUGAAAGAGGACAGAAACUGUUCAUCCGAAGGUUCGGUUCCCAAGAGAGGAUAGUGGCUACGGUGCUGAAGGGACCCCGAUCUCUGACUCAAAAAAAGAUCAGCAUACCAGUAGACUAUAACGCUACCUUCUGUCUAUUUUCCAACAAGAAAGGUGGGACAUGUAAGAAAUACAAAUUGCACAGAGUACUGUCUAAGAAUAACGAUAAACUGCCCAUUGACGUCCUUUUUAUUCCGGAUAUGUCACCAGAACUUACUGGAUCUAAUUGGUUGACGAGCACCACGGAACAACUGGUCCUGCGUCUAACUCGACGAUAUCGGGAUACUUUUCUGCUUGGCCAUGAUUUAAGAGGAGAUAGAGUAACGUCCAUAAUCCAGAAGCUCCCCCUGUACCUUACAGAAAUGAGGAUAUCGUUGGUGGUGGGGAGAACGGGUUAUGAGAAACAGGAAUGGGACAGUUAUAUCCACAACUUAAGUGAAAUUUGUGACACACAAAUAAAUUGCGACAGUUAUUUUGGAAACCCAGACAUAGCUCUUUAUGACAACGACUCAGAAGACUUCGAUGCAACUGUUCGAGUACCAAACGUAUAUUGUACGUUAUAUGACUGCCUUAGUGAAACCAAUGUGUACCAAACUCUUCACGGCUUAAAACCCGAUUCCAGUCGAACUGAGGAAAAAUGCGACACCUAUGAUGUUAUAUCUAACUGUGUCAGAGAAAAGGUACCACCAGUAAUACCACCCAAACCUAACAUAAAGAAACCUUUGCCAAGUUCAAAAGAGCAAACUGCUCAAAAAACAGUUGCAAACGUCUCAAAUGAAGAUGACGUCAAACCAUUUGUUCCUCAACGAAGCGACACAGCAAGCAAGGGAAAAGUGAAACGACAUACUUCUACUUCGACGAAAGUUAAAAGCACCACCCACCUUCAUGACGUCAUUGAAGAAGAGGUUGGAACCACUCCGAAAUCAGAAGAAACUACAACUCCAAAAUUACCUCCUAGAGGUGGUGACGGUAUAGGAAACAAUGUCCGAAGCAAUCUUUGUGUAGAAAAUGCAAGAAAAAAUGUGAAUGAGAUGGACAUUAAAGAAGUAGGCGAUAUGUUAAAGAAAUUAGGACUUGAAAAAUACGUUCCCAUAUUUAAGGAAAAGUGGAUAGAUGGUGCAAUAUUGAGUGAACUUAGUAUAGAUAUUUUACAUAAGGAAUGCAGUAUGAGCAAAAUUGAAGCUGUAAGACUAAUGUCAUAUGUGCAGAAAGGUCAUGUACCAAGGUAGAAAUGUAACGAACGUAUUUUGUUUAUACAGAAAAGCUAAUAUUUAAAAUCUGCUCUAGGAAAAAUUUGUAUAAAAUAUGUUUGUUCCAUAAAUAAGGCAAAAUUGGAAUACUAUGAUCACUUAAUGUACAAUUUUGGAAAACAACUGGUUCUUCCUGGUAAUUAUUACAUUAGGAAAUGAGAACGAGUCAAACACAUUAUUAAGUGCAGUUCCGAAAGUUCCUGUAUAUGUUAACAUUCAUCCCCUUAACUUUUCAUGUUUAGUCAUAUAUUCCAUUUUUUCUUAUUUCCCAUUCUACUGUGGGAUUCUCGUCAUAUAAAUUAAUCAAAGUUACUUUUAAUAAAUCACUUUGUGA
Saccostrea echinata is the source of this 1768-nucleotide messenger RNA. RefSeq lists its product as uncharacterized. The transcript has 5 exons. The coding region runs from base 1 to 1413 and encodes 470 amino acids. The record is from RefSeq and is a predicted model, not a curated record. NCBI's taxonomy places the organism in Eukaryota, Metazoa, Mollusca, Bivalvia, Ostreida, Ostreidae.